Macrosiphum euphorbiae (potato aphid) is the source of this 2040-nucleotide messenger RNA. The record is from the annotation of a GenBank genome assembly. Lineage: Eukaryota; Metazoa; Arthropoda; Insecta; Hemiptera; Aphididae.
AUGCAGUGUAAUACAACAUUUUCAAAUAUGCAUCAAGAGAAUUUUUCAACUCAAAAUCAAGUAAAAGAAAACAAUUUUUCUCUUUUUGAUAAAAACUUGAAAAGAAUUAAUAAAAAUCUAGUAGAAGUCAAUGAAUAUUACUCCUCUCAAAAUGAUCAUUCACAUUCAGUUGAAAAUCAUUCUCAGGUCACAAGAAGCGAAACAUUUAAUGAACCAAUUGAUGAAAAAAUUGAUGAAACUUUACAUUUCUAUGAUGAAUUACACAAAAUUAAAAUGAAUGAAAUUGAAGUAAGUAGGAAAAUGUCUGUACGGGAUUCAUUGAACAAAAAAGUUGAUACUUGGGAACAGACGAAAAAAGAAUGUUCUAAAAUACUUACAAAUGUUGAUGAAGACUCAAAGGAUUCCGUUCGGAAGAGACUUAUUAUUGAUAGAAGUUAUAAUAUUAAACAACUUGAUAACAAUAAUGAUCAAUUUCAAACUAGAUUACGAGAAGAACAAAAUACAUUCGAUAAAAAAAAAUUAAGUAUGAAAUUUGUCUCGGCUCUAAAUAGGUCAUUAAGUUUAUUAAGCGACAUAAAAAAAUUGUUAAAUGAAAGUCUUGUUACGACACCACAAUUACUUAGUAGUCACAAACACAAUUAUAUUUUUCUUGAAACGGCUUUAAAUGAACUAAAAAAUAAAUCUUCAAAUACUAAUGAACAAGAUAUCUUGAUUAUUAAUCAUCAUCAACAAAAUAUUCAAAUAUUUUAUGAACAGUUACUGAAAUUACAAGAUAAACAUGUUUCGUUUAAAAUUGAUGGUCAUAAAAAUGAAGAGAGUGAUAUACCAAAUGAAAAUAUACUUAAAAGCAGUGAAAAUAAUUAUCAAAAUCAGAUAAUAAAACAUAAUGUUCUUGAAACAAAAAAUAAAUGCGAAGAAACCAAAAAUGAAAUAAACAAUUUUACUUUUAUAAAAAAUGAAAAGCCUGUUGUUAAGUCUGAAGAAUUCUUCACAUUUAAGUUUAACACAGAUAAAAAAGUUAACAAUAGUGAUAUAUCAAAUUUUUCUUUUAAAAUUAAUAAAGAUUCAAAACACGAAGAUAUUAAGAAUAAUUGUAUUUAUAAUUUUGAAGAUGAAUACAAACAAUUUUUAGAAAAUCAUGUAACUGUGCAGAAAUAUUUAAAAAAAAUUAAAGAUGAUUAUUCUUCUUUUCUUUGUAACGAUAACCUAAAACCAUUGAGACAAGAAUUAGUCAAAGCAAUUAAUACACCAGUUAAUAGUAUAUCUUCUGUCUCGUCAUGGCAUAUGAAAGACAAAUUUGAGAAACUUGAUGCAUUACUGAAAUGUAAGACUGUGAAAACUGGUAAUUCUACCGUAACAGCAAAUAGUCAUCCAGAUGCAUUAAUAUUUUGUAAGGAUACAUUGGCUAAAAAAAUUAUAAAUAUUGGAGAGCAAGUGGCUAGUGUUAAAACCGAAACUGCUUUUGAAGUGGCAUCAAUUGUUACAGAACUUUGGAAAAUUCAUCCAGAUUUUGGUAUUUUGUUAUAUGCUAGAUUUAAACAAAAAUGUCCAUGUCUUAUACCAUACAAUGCUGAAAAAACAAAUGAAGAAACUGAUGAAGAAUAUUAUAAAUCAUUAUGUUAUAAUUAUACAAAUGGAGCUGUAGAAAAACAAGAUAAGUAUGUAAAAAGAAUGACUGGUAUUGUAAGAUUAUUUGCAGCAAUCAUAGUAACUGAAUCUAAGAGUGGUAAAGCGUUAGGUAUUGGACAAGCCUGGAUGCUGAUUGCAGCAACUGUACAUUUAGUUCCCCAAUUAGAUGUUACAGCCAUUUUGUUACAUGAAAUACUGAUAAUUACUGGUUAUAGUCUUAAACAAACUUAUGGAAGACAAUUUAUCAAAAUGUUAGAAUACAUAAAUACCAACUAUAUUAAAAAGAUUGAUGAAGUUACACCUGUUGGUUGUGGAGGUCCAGUACAAAGAUUAAAAACAUUUAUCAACAAAGUUAUUCAAGUAGGUUAUAUUGAAAAACCUAAAGGUAUAAUACCUCAUAAUUUUUGGUAA